UGAUGGAAAAAAUUUACUAAAAUGUCAGGAACGGAUUAUGAGAAAUGUUUUAUAUGCCUCUUUGCCUCUUACACACACAAAAAAGUGAUCUUUACAAAAUUCUUGUUAAUCAUAUUGAGGUUUAUUUCUUACUAUGUCACUAGAAUUUGCAGUUUUCCCAGGUAAUAUUUCCUUCGUUACAUCAAGGUAUGUUUUUUAGCUUCUCUGGCACAAUAAAUUGUUCUUAUCUGAUGGAUAUGCUUAAAAAUGAGAAGUGCAUCUGAAGAGCUGUGACUGAAAAGCAAUCUGCAAGAUGUCAGCUUACAUACGUUGUCAGUAAUGCUCUGUGUUGGGAACUUGCUCAUCAAAACGUCCCUAUGGUGCUACAGGAAACUUCACUGCAGUGCAAACUCCUCUCCUGAAAGAGUGUCUAUUUGUCUCUGCUAGUUUAUUUUCUAAUGUAAUAGUAAUAUUUUAAAAGAUAAAAUUACCUGCGUACGCAGAUACAUGCGGGAUAUAUUCUUGUUUAUUAUAUUGUUUUUGCACUGGUAAAUAUAGCUCUAGUCAUAGAAAAGUGCUUUAAUAUGAAGGAAAAUCAAUGUAUAGCAGCAACAGAAGAAGAGUUAAGAUUAUGUCUGAGCGUUUGUCUUUUUCCUUUUUCCACCCAUCGACUGACUAACAGCUGUUGUAGCGCAGCACAGGCGUUAGCUCUCUGUGCACCAUUUCCAUCACUAGCGAUGCUUUCCAAGGGGGCCGCUGAGGGCGGGAAGCGCGGGAGCACGAGCGCGAGCUGGGGCACGGCUGCCCGCCUCCUGCCUCGGCGGCGGCAGGGCAGCCAUGGCAGCGCCUCGGAGCCGGUGCCGGGCGGGCGGUAAGCGCUAAAACUCCAGGCGGCACGCACCCGUAUCCACCUCUUAGAGCGGCCGUGCGAUGAGGAGACGCUUCUGCUUAGUUUUUUUGUUCUGUGGGAUAUUUCUGCCCAGAAUCUUUGGUUUUCCACAUGCAAAUACUUCAAUUGAUUGUGACUCUCUGUUACCAAACUAUGAAGAUGAACCACAGACAUCUCCACCACCAUAUAUUAUUGCUGUAUCUUUUGAUAGCUUUGAACCAGGAAAUGAAAUCCAAGUGACCCUAGAAGCCCUCAAAGAUGUUGGAUUUAAAGAAUUUAAUCUACAAGCUCGAGAAACAGGAGGAGAUGUUCCUGUUGGUACUUUCAAGAUUACAGAUCCAAACACAAAAGGCUUGGAAUGUCAUAACAUCACGAAUUCAGCAGUAAGUCAUGCAAAUUCUGAUCUGAAGCAGAAAAUUACAACAACAUGGAUUGCUCCAAAUGAUGUUAAAGAACUUCAGUUCAUUGCAACUGUUGUUCAAGAUCUAGAGAAAUUUUGGGUUGGAAUUGAAAGCAAAACUCUCAUAUCCACGCAUUCUAAGUCAGUUAAUGGGACAGGAAAAAGUAAAAGGAAGCUAAUGAUAGAAAUUGAAUGCAGCAAGCGUGGAGGGACGUACACCAGGCAAGGUGGAUGUGUUGUGGUUCAACCUUCCGGUUCCUCUCAAAGCAGCUAUUCUAGUGGUCAGAGUGGAACAGUCUACACAAUAAGCAAGAGUGGAUGUGUCCCAGGAGGUGCUGCCAAUGCGUAUAGCCAGAAUGCGUGUAAAGAUAGUGCAUCCUCAUAUGGCAGUCUUACCUACGGCCAGUCUGUUCCUGCAAGUAGUUCAGAUUCCAGUAAGAAGAUAGUGGUCAUCCCCAACAGCAACCCAUUUCCGCCUGUGCGUCAUACUUAUCCCCAGAGUUUGGGCAAUUCUGCUACUAGGAUCAUAGUACAGAGUGGACAAAGGCAGCAAAGCAGCGGUGCUACUUAUGUUCAGGGUGGGCCAACCUACACUAUCAGCAGCAGUUCGUACGGACAGGGUUCCCGAGGCAGCCAGUCCUAUGGCCAGAUCUCUCGGCUUCAACCUGGCAGUUCUUAUGGCCAGGUCUUCCAGCCGCAAGGAGGUACUUCCUAUGGCCAGGGUGGGCCAACCUACACUAUCAGCAGCAGUUCGUAUGGACAGGGUUCCCGAGGCAGCCAGUCCUAUGGCCAGGUCUAUCAGCCACAAGGUGGCACCUCCUAUGGACAGCAGAGUGGGUCUUCUUCAGGUGGCAGUGGAGGUUGUGGACAAGGUACUUCGUAUGAUAGCAAUCCCUGCCACCAGGAUGGAUCUCAGAGUGGUAGCCAGGGUGGAUCAUACUCCUCACAAAGCUAUGAUGGUAGCCAAGGUGGAUCAUCAUCCUCUCAAAAUUAUGGUGGCAACCAGGGUGGAUCGUAUUCACAAAACUAUGGUGGCGGCCAAGGUGGAUCAUACUCACAAAACUAUGGUAGUGGCAAAGGUGAAUCAUACUCACAAAACUAUGGUGGUGGCCAAGGUGGAUCAUAUUCACAAAACUAUGGUGGUGGCCAAGGUGGAUCAUACUCACAGAACUACGGUGGUGGCCGAGGUGGAUCAUCUUCUCAAAACUAUGGUGGCAGUCAGGGUGGAUCAUACUCACAAAACUAUGGUGGUGGCCAAGGUGGAUCAUCCUCCUCCGACAGCUAUUAUGAUAGUCAGGAUUCCCAGGAUUUCUCAGAUGAUAAUCCCAAUGCCUGUGAUGAUAAUGACACUACAUAUAGUGCUAAUAGUCGGAGUUCUAGCUGUGUGAAGAGGAAAGUUGUUGUCAGAGAUACGUCACAUGUUUUAAGCAGAAGAGACUAUGAUGUCCAGAAUGAAUCCUCUACUUCAAACAACAGCCACACUAACUACCAGGGUGGAUCGUUCAUUGCAACUGGUGGUGGAUCAAGUGGUCAGGGUGGUUGCAUUUGUCCUGAUGGAAGCAGUGGUGUUAGACAGGGAGCCCCUGGGUCUUCGUACAGCACAUAUUCUGGUAACCAGGGGGGAUCUUCCUUCUACCAUGGAGGAUCCUAUGGACAGGGAGGCCCAGGUUAUUCCCACAGCUCUUAUUCUGGAAACCAGGGAGGGUCUUCCUACUCUCCUGGUGGAUCUUACGGACAGAGAUUCCCAAGUUCUUCACACAGUGCAUAUUCUGGUAACCAGGGGGGAUCUUCCUUCUACCAUGGAGGAUCCUAUGGACAGGGAGGGUCUUCCUACUCUCCUGGUGGAUCUUACGGACAGGGAGGUUCUUCUGUCAGUGAUAACGGAAGUGAAUCCUAUGGUCAGGAUGGAUCUUCUGCAUAUGGUGGCAUUGGACCUUAUGGUCAGGACUCACCUGCCAUGGGAGUUAGUGAAUCUGAUUACAGUGAUUCCACCUCACCAUCUUACAACCGUCAGAGUGAACGGGAUUUUUAUUCCCCUGGAGGCAGCCAGUCAGGUGGACAUGGAUUAUCUUCUCAAGGUGGUGGCUAUUCUGGUGGACAGGGCUCAUUCUCAUCAGGAACCAAUCAGUAUGGUGGGCAGGGUUCACCUUCAAGAGGCAGCCAAUCUGGUGGACAGGGUGGAUGUGAUUGCUCUGGUGUAAGUUCUAGUGGAUCAUCUUCCUCACUCAGAAGUAAUUCCUCUUCUAAUGACACAUCUUAUUCUGGAGGAAGCCGUUACAGUAGCUAUGAUUCCACCUCGCCAUCUUACAACCGUCAGAAUGAACGGGAGUCAUAUUCUUCUGGAGCUAGUCAAUAUGGUGGACAAGGAUCACCAUCUUAUGGAAGCAGCCAUUAUGGUGGACAAGGUUCACCUUACUCAGGAGGCAGCCAGUAUGGAGGACGGGGUCCAUCUUCCUCAGGUGGCAGCCAGUAUGGAGGACAGGGCUCACCUUCAAGAGGCAGCCAAUCUGGUGGACAGGGCGGAUGUCAUUGUCCUGAUGGGAGCCCGGGCUCUUUUGGAGGAAGCAACUACCAUGGUGGACAGGGUUCUUCUUAUUCUGGAAGCAAUCAGUAUGGAGGACAGGGAUCUUCUUACUCAGGAAGCAGCCAGUAUGGUGGGCAGGGCUCAUCAUAUUCUGGAGGCCGACAACAUGGUAAACCAGGAUUCUCAGGAAGCACUUAUUCUGGAAAGCAGCAACCACCUUCCUCAGGGGGUAGUCAAGUGAGCUCUGCUGGGAAACACUCCAGUCCCCAACUCCUGCUGUUGUUUAGCAUUUUGAGUGCCUUCGCACUCUCUGCUGUAACAUCAAAGUGGUCUAUCUGAACAUCAGAAGAUGUGCUCGACAUCCUGGACGUGGAUUAUAUGCAGUAAUAUUAGAUUAAUUACUUAAUGUCAGGGGAAAAAAAAACCACAAAAACAACACCAUGCAGUCAAACUGUCAGAUGUUACUUGGGCUAUCAUGUUCCAUGUCUGGUUACUAUGUCAUAUCUUUCAUUAGUUUCUUUGGGUUUAGUCAUUAGUAGAUAUCAUUACUUUUGUCAGUGUUCUAAGCACCAUUUUAAGAGAGCGUAUUGUACCCUAGCUAUAUGAUUUCAUUAAAUUAUUUUUAUGUCCAGUGGAAAAUGUGAUGAACACCUACCUGAAAACUGAUUAGUGUGAGAAACAGUUGUUUAGAAAAUACUUGGUUAGUAACCAACACAGAAUGUCAGACAAAUGGUUUUAUUUGCAAAACUUAAUUUGAGCACUGUCACUGCCCCUUGCUGCAUACAAUAAAGAUGACCUCUAACUUCUCGUGAGCAAUCCUACAUGGGAUGGCAAAAAGGAUGCUAAAAUAAUAUCAUACUGUCGGCUUUAGUGGAAUGUAAACAAAUUCAUACCCAACAUGGAGGUUGCACAGCAAAAAAAAAGCCUCAAUACGAUCUUCACCAUUUGGUUGUCAGUUGUUUCUUUGGUCUACGCACUAACGUUCUUUUAAUUUAAGCGUCUGCUCUGAACCGGCAUUGCACUUCUUUAAUAAAGCGAUGCUGGCUUUCACACGAACCCCCCGCGUCCCUCGCAGCUGCAGCGGCGCCCACGCAAAGGACCCUCGG
Lagopus muta (rock ptarmigan) is the source of this 4898-nucleotide messenger RNA. RefSeq names its product hornerin-like. Gene Ontology annotation, molecular function: oxidoreductase activity, acting on metal ions. The coding region runs from base 910 to 4131 and encodes 1073 amino acids. The record is from RefSeq and is a predicted model, not a curated record. The transcript has 75 exons. NCBI's taxonomy places the organism in Eukaryota, Metazoa, Chordata, Aves, Galliformes, Phasianidae.